AUGGACAAAGAAGACAAAUCUACUCACUCCCAAACUGAUGUACUCAUCAUCGGUGCUGGGCCAUCCGGCCUGAUGGCAGCGUACUGGAUGGCUCGCUGUGGAGUCAACGCACGCAUUAUCGACAACCGUGACACGAAAGUCUUCCUAGGCCAUGCAGACGGCCUUCGUGCACGCACGCUGGAGUUGUUCGAUAGCAUGGGUUUCCAACACCGUGUUAUACAAGAGGGAUCUAUCUCCACCGAGGCGAACAUUUGGGUCCCCGGUCCGCAGGGAAAGCUUAUUCGACAGGCUCAGAUUAACAUCUUUAGGGUCGACGAGUCGCCCUUCCACAAUACACGUUUGAACCAGGGACGCAUUGAGCGAUUCAUUCUCGAUAGUAUUCGGGAGCACUCAGAUCUUGACGUGGAACGGAGCGUGAUCGCCGAUUCUUUGGAAUAUGACGAGGCAUUGAGUAAUGAUCCCGACUCGUAUCCUAUCACUGUCAAGGUCCGAGUCCUUGGCGAAGAUGAUUCGAGUGCGCCGUGCGGCCAGGAAACAGAAGCUGAGUCCGAAGCUGCUGGCAACGAGGUGAGCCGCAGUAACUUGCUUCGUGAUGACUGGGCCGAUCUAGCCCCGCGUAAAAAACCGCAGAAGACGCAGGUUGAGACUAUUAAAGCCAGGUACCUGAUCGGAUGUGAUGGUGCCCACAGCUGGACGCGGAAACAGCUAAACAUCCCCGUUGAAGGGUCUAACACGGACCAUAUAUGGGGCGUGAUAGACGUGAUACCCCUCAGCGACUUCCCGGACAUCCGCCGCGUAAGCGUAGUGAACAAUGCCGCAGGCACAAUCCUCGUAAUUCCACGCGAGCGCGGCUUAGUCCGCUUCUACGUCCCCGUGCAAACCUGCGAGGCGGGCACCACCGACCGAUUCGACCGCUCAAAAAUCACGCCGGAGCUAAUCAAGGCGCGUGUGCAAGCCAUCUUCGCUCCUUUCACCUUCGACUUCAAAGAAUGUAGCUGGUGGACCGUCUACCAAGUCGGGCAGCGGAUCGCCACACAGUCCACAAAGGACAACCGGAUUUUCCUUGCCGGUGACGCAGUGCACACGCACUCACCUAAGAUGGGUCUUGGGAUGAAUAUGAGUAUGCAGGAUGGGUUCAAUGUUGGCUGGAAGAUUGCUCUUGUUGUGGCAGGUGCUCUCAAGCCUGAGGUUCUUGAGACUUAUGCUUCGGAGAGACACCCGCUUGCGGAAAUGCUACUUGACUUUGAUCGUCAUUGGUCGCCUAUGUUUACUGAUCGGAAGUCUGGAGUGGCGGAUACGAAAGCUUCAGAUAUGGCCCUUAUUGCGGGGAAGUUUGAGGACUUUGCUGAUGGGUGGAAGGUCUUUUACCCUUCGAGCAGUCUUGUCCGGAAGGCUGAAGAGAAUGCUGAAUUUGCUUUUGCACGGCUUAUGAUUCCUGGGGAAAGAGUCCGGCCGGUGAAGCUCCGCAAUCAGACUGAUGGCGGUACACAAUGGACAACAAGAUCCUUGGAAAGCGAUGGACGCUUCUGCCUUCUAGUUUUAGCUGGGGAUAUACGAAACCCAAUGCAGAAGCAACGCAUUGAGACCUUGACUCGGGUUUUGGCUGGACACUCUGGAUCAAACAAUUCACCCCUGAGCCGCUACUUAGAGAUUCCUGGUCGAUUCAAGAGUCCUAUUGAUACACUCACCAUCCAUGCUUCACCGUGGAAAGAGGUAGAAUUAUUUGACUUCCCAGAGGUUCUAUGUCCGUUCGAUCCGGUGAAAGGAUGGGCAUAUGACAAGAUUUGGUGUGAUGAUGCUUGUAUAUUUGAUCGAUAUUGUGAUGGAACAGCAUAUGAGAAGUGGGGAGUUGACCGGGUUCUUGGGGCGCUGGUGGUCGUUCGCCCGGAUCAAUAUAUCGGAUGGGUAGGUGAACUAGGAGAUGUGGAGGGAUUGACGCGAUACUUGGAUGGAAUUCUUGUGAGGAAGUCGCCGACAUAUGAAAUUGACCCAGUCCUCUAG
Penicillium samsonianum is the source of this 2001-nucleotide messenger RNA. RefSeq names its product putative phenol 2-monooxygenase. Bases 1 to 2001 code for a protein of 666 amino acids. The record is from RefSeq and is a predicted model, not a curated record. The transcript has 5 exons. Gene Ontology annotation, molecular function: FAD binding. Lineage: Eukaryota; Fungi; Ascomycota; Eurotiomycetes; Eurotiales; Aspergillaceae.